This is a messenger RNA of Cladophialophora carrionii CBS 160.54, 2865 nucleotides long. RefSeq lists its product as uncharacterized. Bases 1 to 2865 code for a protein of 954 amino acids. The transcript is spliced from 2 exons. Gene Ontology annotation, molecular function: nuclear import signal receptor activity; small GTPase binding. Gene Ontology annotation, cellular component: cytoplasm; nucleus. Gene Ontology annotation, biological process: protein import into nucleus. NCBI's taxonomy places the organism in Eukaryota, Fungi, Ascomycota, Eurotiomycetes, Chaetothyriales, Herpotrichiellaceae. The record is from RefSeq and is a predicted model, not a curated record.
AUGGCGUGGCGACCGGAGGAGGAUGGACUGAGACAAUUGUCAGAAUAUCUCAAGAACUCUCUUAGUGGCCAUGACAGGGACAAGCAGAAAGAAGCUGAGCUGAUGCUCAUGAAUGCGCGCAACAACAAUGACUAUGUCAACUACCUCACCUACAUCUUCAGCACACCGGAGCUCAGCCGGACCCUCAAUCUGGCAGCACCUAGUCUCUUCCUCAUCCGAUAUGCCGCCGCUGUCAACCUCAAAAACCACAUCAAACUCUUCUAUUCUCAAAUCCCCCCAGACCAACUAGCAUACAUCAAAGCGGCCACGCUCAAUGUUCUUCGAGAUGCGAAUUCCCAGUUGCGCAGUUUCGCGGGGACGGUCAUCACCGAGACGGUGCAACAGGGUGGUCUACUACAAUGGCCGGAGAUUUUGCAGGAACUACUGGCUCUCGUCAGCAACACCGGCGGAAAUGUCUCGGUAGAGACCCAAGAGGGCGCUAUGGGCGCAUUGGCGAAGGUGUGCGAGGACAACCGGAAGCUGCUUGACAAGGAGUUCCAAGGCCAACGACCCAUGGCCGUGAUCGUGCCCAAGCUGUUGGAAUUCGCGAGCCACCCGAACCCCAAGGUCAGGACCUUCGCACUCGGCACUCUCAAAUCCUUCAUCCCGCAAAAGUCGCAGGUUUUGUUCUCGGCGUUGGACGUCUACCUCCAAACCAUCUUCCAACUCGCUUCAGAUCCAGACGUGCAAGUCAGACGCAUAGUGUGCCAGUCACUUGUACAGCUCGUGGACUCGAGACCGGACAUGCUCGUCCCUCACCUUGAAGGCUUGGUGAAUUACAUCCUUGCCCAGCAGCAGUCGGCAGAUCACCCGGAACUCGCUCUAGACGCAGCGGAAUUCUGGCUCAGCGUCGGCGAACAAGAUCAACUACGCGAUCAGAUGGGCCCUUAUCUGGGACGAAUCAUUCCUGUGCUCCUCGCAGGCAUGGUUUACGGAGAAGAAGACGCCUUGAGGCUUGGAGGGGACGAAAACAAUGCAGAUGUCGAGGACCGGGUCGAAGACAUCAAGCCUCAGUUUGCCCAGGUAAAGGCUGGCAGAGGUGUUGUGUUGGUCAAGGACGAAGAGUCGGCCCCAGGAACACCUCAGCGCAACGGGACACCGCAGCCUAAAACCGACCUCGAGGAUGGCGAAGUUGAUGAUGACGAUGAAGAUGAGGACGACUGGGAUGAUGAGGAUCCUGAGAAUGCAUGGAGUCUCCGCAAAUGCUCCGCCGCUGCACUGGAUGUUUUUGCGGUCAACUAUCACUCGGCCGUCUUCGAAAUCAUUCUGCCGUAUCUCAAGGAGAACCUGUCUCACACCCUGUGGCCGAAGCGCGAAGCUGCAGUUCUGGCUCUGGGCGCCAUCGCAGAAGGCUGCAUGGAAGUCGUCUCCCCUCAUCUGCCCGAACUCGUUCCUUUCCUCAUCUCCCGCCUCUCCGAUGAGGAACCCGUCGUCCGCCAAAUCACCUGCUGGUGUCUAGCACGAUACUCCGAAUGGGCUGCCCGUCUCGAAACACCUGCCGAAAAACAGCGAUACUUCGAACCCAUGAUGGAAGGCCUUCUGCAGCGCAUGCUCGACAAUAACAAGAAGGUGCAAGAAGCAGGUGCCAGCUCGUUUGCCUCGCUCGAGGAGAAAUCUGGCGACAAGCUGAAACCAUACGUCGAACCUAUCCUCCGCCAGUUCACCGAGUGCUUCCGGCGGUACAAGGACAAGAACAUGUACAUCCUGUACGACUGCCUGCAGACAUUAGCGGACAACGUCGGACUCGAGAUCGCCAAGCCACCGCUCGUCGACCUCCUCAUGCCGGUGCUCAUCGAACGGUGGAAUAAGAUCCAAGACGAUAGUCGCGAGAUGUUCCCCUUGCUCGGCUGUCUAGGGUAUAUCGCCAUGGCCUACGGGGACACCUUUGCACAAUUCACCCCGCCCAUCUUCGACAGAUGCAUCAAGUUGAUCUAUGCGAACCUGCAGCAGCACAUGGCGUUUAUGAGUGGCCAGACGGUCGACCAACCCGACAAGGACUUUAUCGUCACGGCGCUGGAUUUGCUCAGUGCGAUCAUCCAAGCCAUUUCACCCGAGAAGUCGGCCCCGCUCGUUCAAAACUCGCAACCCCAGUUCUUCGACCUGUUGAGUUUCUGCAUGGAGGAUCCCACCACGGACGUCCGACAAUCUGCGUAUGCAGUGUUGGGCGACUGCGCGAUUGCCUUGUAUCCAUCACUGGACCCGUACCUACCCAAGCUGAUCCCGAUCUUGAUCCGGCAACUCGACCUCGACGCCAUUCCCGACACGGACUCGGAGAACGGAUUCAACGUCCUAGCCAACGUAUGUUGGUCGCUCGGGGAGAUCGCGGCCCGGGCCCCGACGUCGCGUCUGGACUCGUUCGUCGAACCUCUGUACCGCGGGCUCCUGUCGUUGAUCACCAACGAAGAAGUGCCCGACGCGGCGAGCGAGAAUGCCGGCACGGCCCUCGGGCGGCUGGGCCUGUCCUGCCCCGUCCACCUGGCCCCGUUCCUGGGCGAGCUCGCCGAGCCGUUCCUGCAGUCGAUGGGCAAGAUCAGCACGUCGCACGAAAAGGCCUCUGCGUUUAUCGGCUUCAACAACAUCCUCGAGAAGAACCCGCAAGCCAUGGAGCAGUCCCUGGCGCUGUACAUGGGCGCGAUCGCGCAGUUCCCGCUCAAGGGCCGCCAGGGCCAGGAGUACAACGACGUGAGGGCGAGUUUUGCGCGCGUCAUCGACGGCUUCGCCGGCUUGAUCGGCAAGGAGCGAUUCGAGGGCUUCGUCGCCGGCUUGAGCGCCCCGGUGAGGGCCAAGUUGAGAGACGGGUACGGCGUCGGCGUGAGCGGGGCGUGA